Penicillium diatomitis is the source of this 1419-nucleotide messenger RNA. RefSeq names its product RNA-dependent ATPase RRP3 (gene rrp3). Gene Ontology annotation, molecular function: ATP binding; nucleic acid binding; RNA helicase activity. The record is from RefSeq and is a predicted model, not a curated record. The coding region runs from base 1 to 1419 and encodes 472 amino acids. NCBI's taxonomy places the organism in Eukaryota, Fungi, Ascomycota, Eurotiomycetes, Eurotiales, Aspergillaceae. The transcript has a single exon.
AUGUCUGCGAUCAAAAAAAGAAAGGUCUCAGGCGAGAAGCCUACGUCUAUAUCUCAGGAAGAAAAUGAUGCUAAUUCCGUGAGCUCACAAUCUGGCGACGAGACUACAAAUUCAGACGCCCCGGAUGCCGAUGCGAAGGCGUCGAGCGCUCCACAGACAUUCAAGGAACUCGGAGUGAUCGAUUCUAUCUGCGAAGCAUGUGAAAGUUUGGGAUACAAGAAACCUACGGCGAUUCAAGCCGAAGCGAUACCUUUGGCUUUACAAAACCGAGACCUCAUCGGUCUUGCUGAAACAGGUUCGGGAAAGACCGCGGCUUUUGCAAUCCCAAUCCUGCAAGACCUCAUGAGCCGACCUCAAGCGUUCCACGGGCUUGUCAUCGCACCCACGAGAGAGUUGGCAUACCAAAUUGGAAAAUCUUUCGAUUCACUCGGCUCGACUAUCAGUGUCCGAACGACAGUCAUUGUCGGAGGCAUGGACAUGGUGCCCCAGUCUAUCGCACUGGGCAAGAAGCCGCAUAUCAUCGUCGCUACGCCUGGUCGUUUGCUUGAUCACCUCGAAAACACAAAGGGCUUCAGUCUGCGCUCUUUGAAAUACCUCGUCAUGGAUGAAGCCGAUCGCUUGCUGGACAUGGACUUCGGACCACUCCUCGACAAGAUUCUCAAAGUCCUGCCUAGGGAGCGUCGCACAUUCUUGUUCUCCGCGACUCUGAGCAACAAGGUCGAAUCUUUACAGCGCGCCUCUCUCUCCAACCCUCUGCGCGUAUCCGUGUCUUCCAGCAAGUACCAGACAGUCUCGACUCUUCAACAAUACUUCCUGCUGCGUCCCCACAAGCACAAGGAUAUCUACUUGAUCUAUCUCCUGAACGAAUUUGCUGGCCAGUCAGCAAUUGUGUUCACGAGGACAGUACACGAGACACAACGCGUUGCUUUCCUUCUUCGUGCGCUUGGGUUCGGUGCCAUUCCUCUCCACGGUCAACUGUCACAGUCUGCUCGGUUGGGUGCUCUGGGUAAAUUCCGUUCACGCUCGCGGGAUAUUCUCGUUGCUACCGAUGUUGCCGCUCGUGGUCUUGAUAUUCCAUCCGUCGACGUAGUCCUGAACUUCGAUCUUCCCACCGAUAGCAAAACAUAUAUCCAUCGUGUCGGUCGUACCGCUCGUGCUGGAAAGUCUGGUGUUGCGAUUAGUUUCUGCACUCAAUACGAUGUGGAAAUUUGGCAAAGGAUUGAGGCUGCUCUUGGCAAGCAACUUCCCGAGUACGAGGUCGCCAAAGAUGAGGUGAUGGUCCUUGCCGAGCGAGUGGGCGAAGCUCAACGGCAAGCGAUUAUGGAAAUGAAGAACUUUGACGAGAAGAAAGGAACCCGAGGCAAGAAGUUUGGCAAGGGCAAGCGUUCUCGGGAUGACAUGGAUCAAGAAGAAGGUUAA